Molecule: messenger RNA, 1964 nt
Organism: Pomacea canaliculata
Lineage: Eukaryota; Metazoa; Mollusca; Gastropoda; Architaenioglossa; Ampullariidae
Product: endoglucanase A-like
Biological process (GO): carbohydrate metabolic process
Molecular function (GO): polysaccharide binding; hydrolase activity, hydrolyzing O-glycosyl compounds
Source: RefSeq, a predicted model, not a curated record
GAGUGAGUCUAUCUUAGAGCUCAGUCUGUGCAGCAUGAAUUUGCUGCUGUUACCGCUGUUGGUCGUCGGCGUGUCGUCGGUGACACUUCAUCCCCAAAGCCACUGGGCAGGUGGAUUCCAGUUGCAGGUUGAAAUACCUGUGACCUGCGAGCUGACCAGCUGGAAAGUGCAUCUUACCUUUAGCGAGGAUGUGAACACAAUUGAGGUGUGGGCUGGUACCGCUGAGCAAGGGUCGAGCUCUCGUGAGUACAUCAUAACAAACAAAGAGUACGACGCUGUACAACACACAGGAGACACUCUCUCAUUCUCACUGGUUGCUCGCACCAGCGGCGACAGCAACCCAUCUAUCGAAGCCACUAUUGAAGGCUGUGGUGGUGACAGUGGCUCGAGUGGGAGUGGGGGCAACACGCAGACUCAAUGGACGGUGGCUCCCAGUUCAGGUGGAGGAUCUGCGGGAGGUAAAGACUACGGCGAUGCCUUGGCCAAGUCCAUUCUCUUCUACGACGCCCAGCGGUCCGGCAAACUGCCAGCAAACAACCCCAUCCACUGGCGGGGCGACUCGGCCCUCGGAGACUGCGUUGUUGGCGGAUGGUAUGAUGCUGGGGACCACGUGAAGUUCGGACUUCCUUUCGGAGCUGCUACUCACAUCUUGCUGUGGGGACUUCAGCUCUUUAAGGACGGGUACCAGCGAACUAACCAGCUGGACAACAUGUACGAUAUGAUCAAGUGGGGUUUGGACUACAUGCUCAAGGCCUGGAACCCUUCCACAAAGGAACUGGUGGUACAGAUUGGGGAUGGCAAUGCAGACCACUCGUUCUGGGGUCGUCCAGAGGACAUGACCAUGAACCGACCUUGCCUCAAAGUAAGGAAUCCUCAGGAUGGUGGGGCGGACAUCGCAGGCGAGUGGGCCGCGGCGCUGGCUGCAGGGUCCAUUGUCUUUAAGGACAAGGAUUCGUCCUACGCCUCCCAGUUGUUGACGGCUGCUGAAUCUUUGUACUCCUUUGCCAAAAGUCAGCAUGGGGUCUUUAAUGGUUCUGCACCUUUCUACGGGUCCACUGGCUUUAAGGACGAGCUUUGCGAGGGCGGCGUGUGGCUUUACCGGGCGACCAACAACCAGCAGUACUUGAGUCAAGCAAAGUCCUACUUUGAAGAUGAAUGGGCGUGGGGUCUCUCCUGGGACGAUAAGAAGAUAGCAUGCCAGGUGUUGCUGUACGAAACCACGAAGGAUAACACCUACAGAGUAGACAUCGAAGGCUUCAUGCAGACAUGGAUGCCUGGAGGUGAAGUGCCCUACACACCAUGUGGACUUGCCUGGAGGGACAAGUGGGGCUCAAACAGAUUAGCUGGCAACGCGGCUUUUAUUGCAAUUGCUGCUGCUGAAGCAGGUAUAAACUCUGCCGAGUACCGGAAAUGGGGUGUCGAGCAGAUCAACUACCUGCUGGGAGACAACCAUCACGAUGGUGGCUGUUUCAGCUUUGAGAUUGGCUAUGGUAGCAAAUUUCCCAGAAGCCCCCACCACCGAGCAUCGUCCUGUCCCGACAUGCCUCAGCCGUGUGGAGGUGACAGGGCGAACGCUCCUGGUCCCAGCCCCCAGAUCCUGUACGGAGGGCUUGUGGGUGGUCCUGAUCAGUCCGACAACUACAACGACAGUCGCCAAGACUACGUCAUGAACGAGGUUGCCCUUGACUACAACGCAGGCUUCCAGUCGGCGCUUGCAGGCAUUGUUCAUCUCAUUGGUACAAAUAACUAUCCUACCACAAACAACAAAUGUCCCUGCACCAGCAAGUAGGAUGUUCAGAAGCAGGGACUCUUCUUGCGACCAGACAAAAACAUAAACAGGAUUCGUUCAUCUCUUCCUGAAUAUUAUAAGUUAUAAUGAUGGAAUUUGACAUUUGUGAUAUUUUGUGAUCUGUUCAAGAGUACGACACACGAAAAAAGAGUAAAAUAAAGAAAGUAUGAACUUA